Molecule: messenger RNA, 1848 nt
Organism: Periconia digitata
Lineage: Eukaryota; Fungi; Ascomycota; Dothideomycetes; Pleosporales; Periconiaceae
Source: the annotation of a GenBank genome assembly
CGUAAACAUCCAUGCACGUGUUCGAUGAUGGAGAUUGACAUCACGUGAUGCGGCUGGAACGUGGCUGGCCCAUCACUAGCCACAUCCGCCAGCACGCAAUUUCCAUGCAGAUUGAUUGGAUCGUUGUUUCUAAUUCCUCACACUUUCCAUGUAUACGCCAAAGCGUUUGUAAUCAUAUCGUCAUGAGGGCCUUCAACUUCAUUCUGUAUUCUCCUCAAGAGGCAUUUGGCUCAGUCUCCGCUCGGGAGAUCUACCUUCGUCAUGAGUGCGUCCCGUAGAUUGCUCUUUUCUGUCCACGCUUCAGCAUCAAAACGUCCGUCUAUCUCCGCAUGUGUUGGACGCGCCCCACAAAAGCUCUUUGCCUUCACGCGACCGCAUGCUACUAUUAGGAGCAUACAUCAACAGACUCCGCGACGGGGUCAAGCUGCUGCCACCGACCAGAAUUCCACCCACGAAUCCACGAACCCUGCCUUAUCCUUCCCUUGUCUCGACGUUGUAGAAACCAGAUCCGCGACGCUUUCCCGUCGUUCCCUAGCUGGGCCAGAGCCGUCCUAUACACCAGGAAAGCACCUGAACUUUCAUUCUACGCAACCUAUACUACUCGAUUGGGGGGGGAUUUUGCCGGAAUUCGACAUUGCCUAUGAAACCUGGGGCACCUUGAAUGCCGACAGAACCAAUGCAGUUCUACUUUAUACCGGCUUGUCUGCCUCUAGCCACGCACAUAGCACCGAAGCCAAUCCACAGCCAGGCUGGUGGGAGAAGUUUAUAGGACCCGGGAAGCCCGUUGAUACGGACAAAUACUUUGUCAUAUGCACCAACGUUAUAGGUGGAUGCUAUGGCUCGACAGGACCCUCCUCAAAGGAUCCCGCCAACGGGCAGCGUUACGCCACGAGGUUUCCCAUAUUGACUAUGGAAGAUAUGGUGCGGGCACAGUUCCGUCUGCUUGAUAACUUAGGCAUCGAGAAGUUGUAUGCAAGCGUAGGCUCGAGUAUGGGUGGCAUGCAAAGUCUUGCAUCGGGAGUACUGUUCCCAGAUCGCGUAGGUCGGGUUGUCUCCAUCAGUGGUUGCGCACGUAGCCACCCUCAAACGAUUGCAAUGAGACACAUCCAACGUCAAGUGCUCAUGACGGAUCCCAACUGGAAUCGCGGAUUUUACUAUGACAGUAUACCUCCACACACUGGCAUGAAGAUGGCCCGCGAAAUCGCGACUGUGACCUAUCGAAGCGGACCCGAAUGGGAACAACGCUUCGGACGCCGUCGAGCUGAUCCUUCGCGACCCCCAGCUCUGUGCCCAGACUUCCUUAUUGAGACCUAUCUGGAUCAUGCUGGAGAAAAAUGGUGUCUUCAAUACGACGCCAACAGUCUACUCUACGUUUCCAAAGCUAUGGAUCUCUUCGACUUGGGACAGGAACAUCGCAAUAUGAUCAAUCAAGUGCGCCAAGAAAACCACCCAAAAUUACAAGCUUUUCUGGAAGGCCACGCCCUAGACUCUGGAGAGAAUGCCGACACUUGCAGCCUGGUACUUCCUGAAAAACCAUAUGAGGAAAAGGAGCAGCCUGUGGAUGAAGCUUCCGUGAAUGGUGAGAUCUCAUCGAAUGAGCCCUCUCCAGACUUGGUGGCUGGCUUACGGCCGUUGGCAACUACGCCGGCUCUUGUUCUUGGAGUGGCUAGUGACAGUCUAUUCCCUGCGUGGCAACAAGAGGAGAUUGCCACUGCUCUUCGACGCGCUGGCAACAAGAAUGUGACGCACAUUGAGCUCGGCAAAGAGAAGAGUCUGUUCGGCCACGACACAUUCUUGCUGGAUCUAGAGAAUGUUGGAGGAGCAGUGAAGGACUUCUUGGGUCGAUAA